Messenger RNA from Osmerus eperlanus (European smelt), 2403 nucleotides. Its product is annotated as focal adhesion kinase 1-like. Gene Ontology annotation, biological process: protein phosphorylation; signal complex assembly. Gene Ontology annotation, cellular component: focal adhesion. NCBI's taxonomy places the organism in Eukaryota, Metazoa, Chordata, Actinopteri, Osmeriformes, Osmeridae. The record is from RefSeq and is a predicted model, not a curated record. Bases 455 to 2398 code for a protein of 647 amino acids. The transcript is spliced from 20 exons. Gene Ontology annotation, molecular function: ATP binding; protein tyrosine kinase activity.
AGCUACCUUGCGAAUGUUAUCAGCAGCGUAUGUUCAUUCUGGGUCACAAUCGCACGCAUACAAACAGACGCACGCACAUAGACACACACACACACACACACACACUGGCCAUCGGGACAGACACAUUGGGCUGUGGAGCUACCCAUGACUCAAUCUGUUUUUCCUGAAGAUGUUUCUGUGGAAGAAAAAAAAAAAAGAAAGAAAUCCCUCCGUCCCUCCCACCAGACUCAAAUACCACAGCUGUGUUGACUGCUUCUUAUUGGGCGGCCCAGGCUGCUGAGCACAUGGCCAGCCACAGGACCAGGUCUAGAGACUAGCACACGCUGUGUCAGGGUGCAGAGGGACGUGUGGAUAGGUUUGCAGCAAACUUACUCUUUUUACUUCUGUAGUAGGUACUUCUCUAAAUGAGACGGAUGAUUAUGCUGAGAUCAUAGAUGAGGAGGACACCUACACCAUGCCCUCCAGCCUCACAGGGUACUAUGGACUAGAGGAAGCCCGGGACUAUGAGAUUCAGAGGGACCGUAUCGAGCUGGGACGCUGCAUCGGAGAGGGCCAGUUUGGAGAUGUUCACCAGGGAGUUUACAUGAGCCCGGAGAACCCGGCUCUGUCCGUGGCCGUCAAGACAUGCAAGAACUCCACCUCCGACAGCGUCCGAGAGAAGUUCCUCCAGGAGGCCCUGACAAUGCGUCAGUUUGACCAUCCCCACAUUGUGAAGCUCAUUGGCGUGAUAACAGAAAACCCUGUGUGGAUCAUCAUGGAGCUGUGCACCGUGGGAGAGCUGAGGUCCUUCCUGCAGGUGAGGAAGUACAACCUGGACCUGGCCUCCCUCAUCCUGUACGCCAACCAGCUGAGCACGGCCCUCGCAUACCUGGAGAGCAAGCGCUUCGUACACAGAGACAUAGCAGCCAGGAAUGUGCUGGUGUCCUCUGUAGACUGUGUGAAGCUGGGAGACUUCGGCCUGUCCAGAUACAUGGAGGACAGCUCCUACUACAAAGCUUCCAAAGGGAAAUUACCAAUCAAGUGGAUGGCUCCAGAGUCAAUCAACUUCAGACGCUUCACCUCAGCCAGCGACGUCUGGAUGUUCGGGGUGUGCAUGUGGGAGAUCCUCAUGUACGGCAUCAAGCCCUUCCAGGGCGUGAAGAACAACGACGUGAUUGGUCGGAUCGAGAACGGCGAGCGUCUGGCCAUGCCCCACCAGUGCCCGCCCACCCUCUACAGCCUCAUGACCAAGUGCUGGUCCUACGACCCCAGCAAGAGACCCCGCUUCACCGAGCUCAAGGUUCAGCUCAGUACAAUCCUUGAGGAGGAGAAGGUCCAGCAGAAGGAGAGGGCCAGGAUGGAGAUGAGGAGGCAGGUGACCGUGUCCUGGGACUCUGGGGGUUCCGACGAGGCUCCGCCCAAACCAAGCAGACCGGGCUACCCCAGCCCCCGCUCCAGCGAGGGCUUCUACCCCAGCCCCCAGCACAUGGGGCAGGGCCAACACAACCACUACCAGAUGGCGGGGUACCCGGGCCCCCACGGCCUGCCCUCCAUGUACCCCCCCCAGGCCUCCCACCUGGACCCCCACCACCCCCGCCACCAGGACAUGACCCACUGGGGGCCCGGCAUGGAGGACAUGCAGGGCCUGGGCCAGAGCCUGCCUCCUCUCCUGAUGGAGGAGCAGCUGAUGAUGCAGCAGCAGCAGAUGGAGGAGGACCAGAGGUGGCUGGAACAGGAGGAACGCUUCCUGAAGCCAGAGUCGAGGAACUCCCGAGGGAGUCUGGAGAGAGAAGACUGCGCCCUCCAGGGAACAACAGGAAACCAACACAUCUACCAGCCUGUUGGCAAACCAGCAGAACAUGCAGCCCCCCCUAAGAAGCCCCCCCGGCCAGGAGCCCCCAGCCACCUGGGCAGUCUGGCCUGCCUCAACCCUGUGGACAGCUACAACGAAGGGGUCAAGCUCCAGCCUCAGGAGAUCAGCCCGCCCCCUACAGCCAACCUGGAUCGCUCCAAUGACAAAGUCUACGAGAAUGUGACGGGAUUGGUCAAGGCGGUUAUCGAGAUGUCCAGUAAGAUUCAGCCGGCCCCUCCAGAGGAGUAUGUUCCCAUGGUGAAGGAUGUAGGUCUGGCUCUUAGGACGUUACUUGCUACCGUUGACGAGACAAUCCCCCAGCUUCCCGCCAGCACUCACAGAGAGAUCGAGAUGGCCCAGAAGUUGUUGAACUCCGACCUGGCGGAGCUGAUCAGCAAGAUGAAGCUGGCCCAGCAGUACGUGAUGACGUCGCUGCAGCAGGACUACAAGAAGCAGAUGCUGACGGCCGCCCACGCGCUCGCCGUCGACGCCAAGAACCUGCUGGACGUCAUUGACCAGGCGCGCCUCAAGAUGAUGGGCCGGGGGCCCGCCCCCUCCACGCACUAGCUCGG